Molecule: messenger RNA, 786 nt
Organism: Mesorhabditis belari
Lineage: Eukaryota; Metazoa; Nematoda; Chromadorea; Rhabditida; Rhabditidae
Source: the annotation of a GenBank genome assembly
AUGCGGAUAUUGAUAACAUUGACAUUUCUCUUUACCCUUUCUCUGGCCGAUGAUCGACAAUGGAUAACCGAAGAGGGAAUUCAAAUUGAGAUCAUUAAAAAGAUUGGAGAAAGUAAAUGCAAAUUGAAAUCCGAGCACGGGGACACGUUGGAGCAAUUCUUCAAGCUCACUGAUAAAACGGGCAAAGUUGUCGGAAGCAAUUUUGGGAAGAAGCCUUUCGAGUUCACAUUGGGUCGGGGUGAAGUGAUUCCAGGAAUGGAGAUUGCAAUGGAGGGAAUGUGUGUCGGAGAGCAGAGAAAGGUGGUGAUCCCACCUGAACACGCUUUCGGUGAUGAGGGACGAACUGACGAUGGAAUUAAGAGUGGCGAUUCGUUGUACUAUUUCGUUGAGUUGAAGUCGAUUUUUCGACCAAACCCUGGUGAUGCUUGGUAUGAUGAGGAUGGAAUGAGAAUUGAGGUGUCUCAUCAAAUCCCUGACGAGGAAUGCAUUCGAUCUGAAGUCGGUGACACAAUCCAUCAACAUUAUGUGCUUCAUCUCGAAGAUGGAACUUUUAUUGAUUCAUCAAUUUCUCGGGGAAAACCAUUCAUCUUUACUUUAGGGAAAGGAAUGGUGAUUAAAGGUAUGGAGAAAGCGAUGACAGGAAUGUGUCAAGGGGAAAGAAGGAAACUCAUCAUUCCACCAGAUCUUGGCUACGGUGAAGCAGGACGACCACCAGCAAUUCCCGGAAAUGCUAAUCUCCACUUUGCGAUUAUUCUUCAAAAAUUGAUCAAAAACAAAGCGGAACUU